Messenger RNA from Cyprinodon tularosa, 8723 nucleotides. It is a transcript of the gene ptprq, whose product is annotated as protein tyrosine phosphatase receptor type Q. The record is from RefSeq and is a predicted model, not a curated record. Gene Ontology annotation, molecular function: protein binding; protein tyrosine phosphatase activity. NCBI's taxonomy places the organism in Eukaryota, Metazoa, Chordata, Actinopteri, Cyprinodontiformes, Cyprinodontidae. Gene Ontology annotation, biological process: protein dephosphorylation. The transcript has 50 exons. Bases 104 to 8089 code for a protein of 2661 amino acids.
AUACAAUUUCCAAGGCCUUGCUGAGGGCAGCAAGUACACAAUUGAGCUGAUCACGACUAGUUUGGCAAAAAGAAGUAAGCCUUGUACUGUGAUCCUGUAUACAAUGCCAGGGAUGCCAAAGCAAGUGGUUACAUCAGAGCACUCCGAUACGUCUGUAUUUCUGACUUGGAAGCCACCAGCAGGACAGGUUGACAAGUACAAGCUUCGUUUUGGUCUGCUGUCUGCAGACAGGAAAUCGUGGACUGAGGUCUUCACCGAGAGCACAAACUAUGAGGUCAGAGAAUUGAUCCCGGGGUCAGCCUAUGGGGUCAGCAUUCAGAGUGUUCUGGGAUCAGACAGUAGCCAUGAAGCAAACAGAGAGUUCAGCACACCACAAUGCAGCCUUCGUUUGAAUAAGGUGGAUUCUUCGUCCUUCUCUGUGAGCCUGGACGGGGCACCUGGGGAGUUCGACUUUCACAGAGUAACCGUGGCCAACCUUACGGUCACAAAAGUACUCACAAUUCCUAAAGAGGUGCAGGUUGCUGUGGUUACAGGCCUGCUGGACGGGUGCAGCUACAACGUGAGUGCCGAGAGAGUGAGAGGAGUGACAGCAGAAAGUGCUGCUUUUCUGACUGUCACCACAGUGCCAAAGCAAGUGAGAGGCUUGCAUUUGUUCAACGUUUCUGAACGUGCAUUCUCACUACGCUGGCUGCAACCAGAGGGGUGUGUUGAUCACUACCAAGUGAGACUGCAACCAAACCAAGGAGCAGUCACAUUUUACCCUGUCCAUGAUGAAUACAUCCAGGCUGACGUGGUGGAUGUUACUCCUGGGACGCAGUACUCUGUGACAGUCUCUGCAGCCUCCGCAUCAAAAAGUAGCCCUGGAGUGAGUCGCAUCAUCCUUACCAAACAGAGCGUUUCUGUAGUACCUGGUCCUCCACAAGCCCUCGAGGGAGAACCUGUUGGGUCUAAUGGGAUUCUAUUGUCAUGGACCAUGCAACCUGGUACAAAUAUAGAUGGAUAUGUAAUCAGGUACAAGGAGGUUUGCCCAUAUCCUGAUCCCUCUUUCACACAGGUGACCAAGUACCUGGAUGUACCAGAGACUCUAAUCACAGACUUUACCUCAGGUUCAACAUACCACAUCCAGGUAGCAGCUAUGUCUGCAGCUGGGACAGGGCCAUUCGGCAAACCUUUGUACAUAAAGACAUCUGAGUCACCCCCUGGCCUGGUGACCAAUGUGACGGCGUAUGCUCAGAAUCACACCUUUGUCAUGGUUACCUGGUUCCUGCCACGCCGCAUAAAUGGCCUCAUCACCAAGUUUGCUGUCAAAGCAAAGCAUGCUCGAACGGGGCAGACAGUUCGCAUGCUGGAAGUCAAUGCAGAGGAAAUCAUGACUGGAGCCCUCCCUCAUUGCAAUGAUGCGGCUGAUAUCUUGUCACGAGCGACUCCCAGCCCCUUGGAGAUAACAGCGUCGUCUCCUCCCAUCACCCUCUCUGCCGUGCCACCCGCAGCAGCUUGGAACGUGCCUAUAUCAGUAGGAGUGGAUCAGCUGCGACCUUACACUGCCUAUCUUUUUGAGGUUUCUGCCUUCACCUCUGAUGGAGAGGGACAGGUAGCCUCCACCAUGGUUCGCAUGCCAGAAUCAGCACCGGAAGAUCCGCCUGAAAACCUAUCAGUGUUGAACAUGACAUCUAGGUCAAUUUCUGUGUCGUGGAACUCUCCAACCAUCAUCACUGGAAAAUUCAGCUAUGUGCUUUACCUUUAUGGACCUACAGGGUUUUUGUAUAAAAACAGCACAUGGGACAUGCGUUUCCUUUUUACUGGAUUGACUCCCUAUACAAGGUAUAUUGUGGCUGUCCGAGCUAAAGCAGCUGGAGAGGUGGGACCAGCAGCUGAGGAGGUUCUAACAACACCAGCUGAAGCACCCAGCGCAGUUCGGAACUUGGAGGCAGUGGCCGAGGAUUCAGUUUCAAUUCGUGUUAGUUGGAGAAGCCCUGCCCAGCCCAAUGGUCCCAUAAUUCGAUACAGGCUGCAGGUCUUGGCUGACAGUACUCUGCUGCAGGACAUCACCCUCACAUCAGGGAAUAUAACAGAUUUCUUUGAGAAUCAAACAAAUCAUCCUGUUGUCGACAACCUUCUGAGGCGGAGAAAGAGAUCUGAUGAGCUCACUCCCGUCACGUCUCCACCAGCGUUUACGGCUACAAUCUCAGCUCGCACUACACCCACCGCAAUGACUGCUUCCAGCUUUCACCACUCAGAAAAUAGAAGCACUGAUCACUCUACUAACACAGAUUUUCAGCCUACUCUACACCCUGCGAUCGCUGAUGAGUCCAGCCCGGGUUAUGAGUCAAAAAACGUCACUCCAUCCUCUUUGAAUGUCGAAUCUAGGACGUCUGCAAUGUCCGUGAUUUCUGUGUCACCUAACACACUUCCAUCCUGGCUCAUACAGCAGUCACACACAGAGGCGGUGACCUCAGCUGUUUCUAACAUGGGCCUGACUCCAGGUCAACAGCGCCUGUCCACACGUGACGCAUCCUCUGCAGGACGAAUUUCAACACGCAACGCAGCAGUAACUACAGGUGUAACAGUAAGAGAAGAAGUGGUGGAUGUUUUAUCCGAGGAGCUUUCGUACGUGGUGUCGGAUCUAAAUCCUUUUACUGAUUACACAUUCAGAGUUACUGCCUCCACCACUGCAGGAGAAGGGCCUGCUACAGAUAUCACUGAGAAGACCAGUGAGCAGGUUCCCAGCUCUGUGCUAGAAGUGUCCUAUCAAAAUAUCAGUUCCACAUCAAUUCUAGUAAGUUGGGUCCCACCAAUCAAUCCCAAUGGGCGGAUCACACAUUACAGCAUAUAUGGUCUCAAUCUGCGCAGCAAUCAAGCCCUAAAGUGGGUUACUAACAACACCAGCAUGCUAAUAUCAGAUCUGGACAAGUACACUGGCUAUAAGCUACGUGUGGCUGCAUCUACAGCGGUGGGAGAGAGCUCUCUGUCAGAGGAGGAUGAUGUUUUUGUUUUUACUUUAGAGGACGAACCUGACUCCCCUCCUGAUAAUCUCUCUGUGGUAGAAACGAGUCCAUCUACAGCCACUCUGACCUGGUCUGCCCCACAGAGAGCUAAUGGAGUGAUCCAGUACUAUGAGGUCUUCUAUGAAAACGACUCGUACUCUGAGAUGGUGAACACCACUUCUAACAGAGUCACGCUGAUCAGUUUGGCACCUUUCUCAUUUUACAACGUGUCUGUGAGGGCGUACACACGCUACGGCAAUGGCAACCAAACAUCUGAAACUUUGCACCUGCUGUCUGGAGAAGAUGUUCCAGGUAGUCCUCCAUAUGGACUGUCCUAUGAGUCAGUCAGUCCCAGUGAGGUGAAUGUGACAUGGAACGCUCCCCUGCAGCCAAACGGGGUUGUUACUCACUACAGCCUGGAGCUCUGGAACUCCACACACUACCUGAACCUCACCUCACCGACCACCUUCCUCCACAUCACGCACCUGAGGAAAUAUGCUCAAUACCGCAUUGUGGUUCAAGCACACACUCGGGCAGGGCCAGGAAACUUCAGCAGCGAGCCACUCAACAUCACCACACUUGAGGAUGCUCCAGACACUCCCCCUCAGUUUCUCCAAGCCAGGAAGUUAUCAGACUAUGAGGUAGAACUGUCAUGGGAGCCACCACUUAACGCCAACUCAGAAAUACUCUACUACCUUGUCAGAGUUUGGAAUGAAACUACUGAAAUGUGGCAGAAUGUGACAGAGACGUCGGUGGUUAUUAAUGUGGAUUCAGAGAGUCGCUACAAUGCCUCUGUCUCCAGCUGGACUAGACUGGGAGAUGGAGGGGUGCUGAUCUAUAUCAGCUUCACCACCACAGAAGCAGAGCCAUUUGACCCACCACAGAAUGUGACAGUUGUCAAUGUGACUGCUUCCUCUGUCACCUUGAUGUGGCAACCACCCACUGAACCGAAUGGGAUCAUUGUGCACUACACUAUUUACUACACUGAUAACGGUACUGUGACAGAAAAGAGAGUUCUUGUGACAGACUUACCUGUCCGUUACUCUCCCAACUCACCCUUCAUCUACACCGUGACUCAGCUGAUCGGAGGCAGCAAUUACACCAUGUGGAUGACUUCGAGCACCAUACAGGGCGAUGGAGGGGUCCAGUCAGAGCGUAUAAACCUGCUCUUGCCGGAAGACGUGCCAAGUGACCCAGUCUCAAACCUGACGGCUCAGAAUUUCAGCUCCACGGCCAUCAUUGUGAGCUGGGAUCCUCCCACUGAGCCAAACGGACGUCCAUACUACAUACUCACCUUACAGGAGGCAGGGAUAUUCCCAAAUAUGACCAGCCAAGGGAUUCCGGCUGUCAACAAAACCAUCAGGCAAACUACUACAGACAAUGUUUUCCUGUUUACCCGACUAAGGAAGUAUUUCCCAUAUGUACUGACUGUUACUCCAGCAACUGGUGCUGGUCCUGCCUACAACCAAACAAGCACAAAGUACCUGAGAACAGAUGAUGACAGUCCAAGUUCUCCUCCAUUGCUGUUGUCAACUAGAAACCUUUCUUCGUCUUCUAUCGCUGUGGUAUGGCAACGCCCUCUGGAGGCUAAUGGAGAGAUAACAGAGUACACCCUCACUCUGUCUGGACCUGAAGGCACCAACACAACACAGACCACCAACACCUCAGUCAUCCUUACCGACUUGGUGUCGUACACGGCUUACAACCUCACCAUCCUAGCCUCGACGCGUAAAGGCUCAGGGCCUAGCCUGCUCAUGCAGCUUCACACUGAUGAAGGCGGCCCCUCCACCCCUCCCGGUAACCUGACUAUAUACAACCAUACAGCAGUUUCCGUGUGGCUGACCUGGGAUCCUCCUCUAGAGCCUAAUGGAGUUGUGAUAAAGUACGGAUUCAGGAUCCAAGACCUCAUCACACAAACCGUCACACAUCGGAAUUCCUCUGGUUCAUCGACCAUGGAGCAUCUGUCAGGCUUCAGGCCUCAUAGCUCCUAUGAGAUCAGUGUGUACAGUUACACCAGAGUGGGCCAUGGGAAUCAGUUCAGCAGCCCUGUGACCUUCACAACCAAUGAGUCAGUAUCAGAUGCUGUGGGAAAUCUGUCCUGCUUAGGACUGAGCUGGGACUCAGUCCUGAUCUCCUGGGAAGUUCCAGCCAACCCAAAUGGACAGAUCCUGUUUUAUGAGAUCACAGGGGAGGUCAACAUGCAAACCUUCACACACAAGGCUGACACACUAGAGUACACAGUGACUGGGCUGUCACCAGACCAGGAGUAUGUAUUGGCUGUAGCUGCAGUGAACUCUGCUGGACCAGGAGAUAUCAACAACUGCACAGCCUUCACCCUUUCUGAAUCAGUUCCAACUGCUCCUCGCCUCCUCUCUAUCUCUGAGGUCACAGCCACCAAUGUGACACUUGAGUGGAAAUCACCGGUCUCUGUUCCUGGCCUGCUGAAAGAGUAUCAUGUCAUUGCACAGCUGAUUUCCACUGUUUGCGAACCAAUCAUACAAGCUACUACCCUGCCAACCCUAGAGGACGACAAGGCCUUGCAUUGUGUGGAGGACAAUUUUACCGUUUCAGUAAAUGCCGCGGAUGACGCUGAAGAAAGCAGUGUCACCCUUCAAUCCCUAGCUAAAUACAGAUACUAUCGCUUCAAGGUGGCUGCAGUGACCAACGCGGGACCUGGAGCAUAUGCACAGUGGAGUUAUGCACGCACUCUGGCUGGAAAACCUGACGCUCCUCCCCGUGACCUUAAAGUGACUCCAACCUCCACCAGCCUCCGGAUUGCGUGGCAGGUUCCAGCUGUUCUCUCGGGACCAACUUCAUAUCUAGUGCAGGUGGAUGGUCCUGGUGUGAACAUAUCAAUAGUUCGGGGCCCAGGAGAAUUGACUACAGUCUUUGUGACCAAUUUAACAGCUUUCAGUAAUUAUGCCGUGACUGUCACCGCCUUUACUGGUUCAUUAGAGGAUGCUGGCAGUGACGGGAGAGCCAUUGGGCCUAUUGUCUUUCAGACACUGGAGGAGGAGCCCAAAGACCCUCCCAAGAAUGUUACUGUCACUGCUGUCCCAGAGGAAGUGAACCUGGUCAGGGUGAGCUUCAGUCCCCCUGAAGAGCCCAAUGGAAACAUCACAACUUAUUACCUAUUUGUGUAUGAGAAGGACCGGCUGAUUAAAAAUAUGAGCCUUGAUAAUAUCCAAGGAGAACCCAACAUGCUGGUCGCUUUCAUAGAAGGGCUUAAAGGAGGGCACACCUACAGUAUACAGAUUGCAGCCAGAAACGGGGCGGGCAGGAGCCCACUGAGUCCCCAUGUCCAGAUAACUACGGGGAUUAAAGCCCCAUCCAAGCCAACCCAAAGACCCCAAGCAGUUCUGGGCCAAGGAGGGGUUGCCAUAGUAACCCACAGGAGCAUAACCAUCCGCAUGCCAGCCUGUUUCUAUAGUGACGACAACGGACCGAUUGCAAAAAUCCAGGUCAUCGUGGCCGAGUCAGGGGUGAGGGACAGCGAGAACCUGACCAACUGGAGGACAGCCUACCAUCAGCGUCCUGCUCCUUACUUUACUGAUGAAGGGUUCCCCAACCCCACAUGCUUAGAGAGGGACAAGGCAGCAGGUGUGGAUAUGCAUGUCGUAAGCGGUCGUAGGGUGUCUGGACUCAACCCUUCACUGCGGAGGUACAACCACACCAAUGCAGGGACCUACGUGAUUGGAGAGAAUGACAACUGCAUGCAAGAGAACAACACUGAUCAUUUCUGUAACGGGCCUCUGAAGGCCAACACUGUCUAUGUGUUUAAAUUCAGAGCCACUAACAUCAAUGGCCAAUAUACAGACUCUGAAUUCUCUGAGCAUAUCAGGACUACAGCAGAUGGACUGCUGACCAAAGAGGAACAAAUCAUCCUGGGUGUUUUGCUGUCAUUCUUCCUGGCCGUGUUACUCAUCCUGCUUAUCUGUUGCUCAGUCAAGAUCCACCAGCGUAAGAAGGAAGGUGGGACCUAUUCACCCAGAGAAGCUGAGAUCAUAGAGACUAAAUGCAAAUUAGAUCAACUGAUUGCUGUUGCUGAUAUGGAACUGAAGCAAGAAAAACUCAAUCGGUAUUCUUCCUUCUUCUUUAGGCGCAAAGAGAUUUAUGUCAUCCAGCUGCUCAGCUACAGGAAGUCGCUCAAGCCUGUCAACAAGAAAUCCUUCCUGCAGCACGUAGAAGAUCUGUGUGCCAAUGACAAUGCAAAGUUUCAAGAGGAGUUUUCGGAUCUCCCAAAGCUGCUGCCAGACCUGGCCACAACAGACGCCGACCUGCCCUGGAAUAAAUCCAAAAACCGCUUUCUCAACAUCAAACCCUACAAUAACAACCGAGUGAAGCUGCUGUCAGAACCAGGCAUGGCAGGAUCAGACUACGUCAAUGCAAGCUUUGUCUCAGGUUACUUGUGUCCCAAUGAGUUCAUAGCCACUCAGGGUCCUCUGCCCAGCACUGUGGCGGACUUUUGGAGGAUGAUCUGGGAAACAGGAACCCGCACAGUUGCCAUGCUCACACAGUGUUAUGAGAAAGGCAGGAUUCGUUGUCACAAGUAUUGGCCUGAGGACAACAAGCCAAUGACAGUGUUUAGUGACAUCCUCAUUUCUAAGGUGUCAGAGGAAGUGCUUCCUGACUGGACUGUCAGAACAUUAAAAGUAGAAAAGCAUGGUCACUACAUUUUAGUCAAACACUUCAACUACACAUCAUGGCCAGAGCACGGAGUACCAGAAUCCUGCAGCACCUUGAUUAAGUUUGUCAAAGCUGUCCGAGCCCAUCGCCAUGACAACUCCACCAUUGUGGUCCACUGCAGUGCUGGUGUGGGAAGAACAGGCGUAUUCAUUGCUCUCGAUCACCUCAUUCAGCACAUCAGAGAUCAUGACUUUGUGGAUAUUUAUGGGCUGGUGGCUGAGCUGCGCAGUGAGAGGAUGUGUAUGGUGCAAAAUCUGGCCCAGUACAUCUUUCUCCAUCAAAGCACACUGGAACUUCUGAACAACAAGGGCAAUAGCCAGUCCAUAUGGUUUGUUAACUAUUCAGCUUUGGAAAAGAUGGAUUCUUUGGAUGCCAUGGAAGGUGAUGUUGAGCUGGAAUGGGAAGAGACCACCAUGUAAACCACUAAUACAAAGAUUUGUGGGAGCUUUUCUGGAAUCAUGGAAUCUUAACUGAACCUCCACCUUGUAAAACAAGUUAGGCUACCAGUAAAGAACUGGAAGGGAACAAUACUUGGUUGCUCCACUUCAAAUCUUUUUCUCUGCCCCGUUUCUACUUUAUUGCACAUCUUGUCCAGCUGUUUCCAAACACAAAGAGAGAAACUCUUGGAGGAGCUAUGACUUGUAGCAAUGAGACGGACAGAAAAGGAAAGAGUGAGCUAAAUGUCCGACUUGUAUCUUUGAUGUACUCCUUCAGGUACUUUGCACAACUGUAUUCCAGCACUUAAAAGCAUUAUUAUCUGUUUUUUAAGAUAAUUUAUUCAGCCAAAGUGGUAUUUUUGAGUGUCUUUGUAACUUUGCUAGUGUUCAGGUAAUGCCGAUCCUUUCUCAAGAGUGAUUUGCAAAAAUUAAAUCUUUUCUUUUGUCUUGAUCCUUGACAGUGCAACGUUUCCCCAUGGGUUUACUGUCAUCAAAUGUUUAUUAGCUUUUGAUAUUAAAAAGAAAAAAAAAUUAUAAAAGGAAACACUUGCCAGUGAUGUCUGCAAAUAAAUUGGUGAUAACAGAGGUUAUAUUACACUUAAUGUUUUGUUUCUCU